Molecule: messenger RNA, 6692 nt
Organism: Pelobates cultripes (western spadefoot toad)
Lineage: Eukaryota; Metazoa; Chordata; Amphibia; Anura; Pelobatidae
Source: the annotation of a GenBank genome assembly
GUACAACAUGAGCGGGAGUAUAGGGACAGGGGACCAUGUUCAGGGAAACCGUGUAAUCCAUAAGCUGUUAAUUGUUGAUCCUUUUCUGCUCCCAGUGCACCCCUUGGAAGGAGAAGUCCUGUUGUACGCCAGCAAUCAGCCAAGAGGCGCACAGUGACCAGUCCUACCUCUACAAUUUUGACUGGAACCACUGUGGAGCAAUGUCCCCGGAAUGCAAGAAACACUUCAUCCAAGACACCUGUUUCUACGAAUGCUCCCCUAAUUUGGGGCCUUGGAUCCAGGCGGUGAGCCCCUGUCAUGUUUCAUGUGUGUGCAGUAAUCGGAGUGCGGGUUUUAUACUGUAUUCCCACCAUAUGUCCAUGCCUUCCUGUCUUUCGUUCUAUGGUAUCGCUGUGGCCACGUGCCUACGCUGUAUUAAUGUUUUCAUUUCUACCCUGACUUUACUGACCCUUGGGCCACGCAAAAUAGGAGUUGUUUAGUGGGUUGAAAAGGAUUAAGAUCCUACAGUCCCCUAGGUAAGUUAUUGGAUUGGUGACCCCCAUUUUUUUUCUUCACAUGAAGAUAGUGGAUAGAACCAAGCAAAUUCAUAGUUCUGGGCCAAUGUCAAACCACUGGGACCUAGGGUCAUGUUAUCGUUAAUCCUAUAUAGAUUUAUAAAAAUAAGGGCGCGCAAUCACUUAGUAAAAAACAGUAUAGUAAACAAUAUGUAAAUAAUAAUAAAAAAGCAGCUAAAAAUACACUGGAAACAUUCGAUUUCCACAUACAAUCUAUUAAUAAUUGUGUUAGCGCUAUAUCAGAGAAGCCCACAGUUAUAUGCUGGGCACCCUAAAAGUAGUAAGUGGGGAAGAAAAAAAUAACAACCACUUAUUGCAUUAAAAUGUCAGUUCUAUACAAAACCUAAACAUUUCCCACAAUUAUUUGGUCAAUAUGUGUUCUUCCUAAAACAAAUAUAUAAUAUUGUCCCAGAGUCCUUUUGGUAUUGCAGGGGUUAAUCUCGCCACAUCGGUAAAAUCCACUGCUUUGGGAUACAAUGUAUGCCGCAACAGAUGGGACCUUAAAAAGAUCCUCAUAGUGCAACACUGUUUUUAAUUAUUAAAAAAGUAAAAAAACCUCUCCACCCAAAGCGAACCCUUACAUGGACUAAUGGUGGUACUUGUUGCCAAGACACCACAAACAAACAUGGGUUUUAUACGAAUGGAAUAGAUGUUACUGCCCGUCCUUAUCUUCUCGGUCAGACUUAAAUCUCCCUACUGUGCAGCUGACAGUUGCUUUUGGAGAGACGCCAAGUAUGCGGACCGGUGUCGGCAAUCCCUUCGUAUUCACCCUUUUCAAACAGAAGCCGCUAGCACUUCAACGCGUUUCGCCCUAAUAACCUGGGCUUUUUCAAGAUAGUGCGCGGCUUCAUAAGUUAGUCUUGUAUAGGUUCGCAUCAGACCACUUUUAAAGUGCCAGGUUGUAAUAAAAUAUUUUUCUUUCCAGGAAAAGUGCUCCUGUUUCUCUUGUAUACCGUAAAGUUAGUAAAUAUUUUCACAUAAAAAAAAAAAAAACACAUAUGCAAAUACCUUGUAGAUGUGAACAUAUAAGGACAUCAUUAUUUAUAUAAGAAACUUAUUCAUUGAAAAUUUCAUAUCAAUGUAAAUGUAGACUUGGCAAAAAACCAUUAAUAAUAUACUUUAAAGACUCCGUACAUACUCAAAUAUUGUGUGGAUAUAUAGAUGUUCGAUAUAAUUCAUGUGUUGUAUCACUCCACAAGUUAAUAUCUACACGUCAUUAUGUCUAAAAGUUGUAUGUUAAUAUUUAAAUAAAAUUGGAUAUAUUCUUAGAAGGAUUAUCAUAUGUUUAACAUAUAUAUUUUUUUUUUAACACUUUUUUUAACCAAUUCACCACCUCUCCAUGGGAUAGUAACCCUUUCAAUCCCACAAUAGCUCAAACAUCCUGGAUUAUUUGCAUGAUGGUCUGCAAAAUGUUUAGAUACAGAGUGUUUUUCAAACCUUCUUUCAUGUUGUGUAAUGUUCAUUCAACCUUACUCUUAACAUUCUUUUAGUUUGCCCCACAUACUGUAGCUCACAGGGGCAAUUUAGUAGGUACAUCAUUUGUUUUGAGUGACAUGUAAUGCAUUCCUUUUAUGUCAAAUUACUCCUUAGUUACGACAGAAUAAAAACUUGAGAUUUUUCCAUAGGGAGGACCUGUUACUUUACAUACAUUACAGCUACCAAUGUGUCCAAUUAAUGGAUUAGCUCAAAAAGAAAUUAGAAACAAUCUUUACAGAAACCAUAGAAACAAAAAAGAAGAAAUUUGAGAGAUCAAAAAGACCUUUCAGGAAAUAAAAUUAGGAAUAGUCGUAAAAAAAGUCCACUAAUCAUUCAUUUAAUACACAUACUCCGCGAAGAAACAACAAGACUAAUCAGGGAAACAGGUGGAUUGGAACUCGUGGUAGAUCUAAUACGGAUUACCACCAGGAGGACAACCCCCAAACAGGGAGACACAAUUCACCUAAGACCCCUAAAGAUAAAGGUUAGACUUUAGUCACUAACAAGAAAAGGAGAAACACAACAGUUAUGAAAUCAGGGGUUUCAACAUCACAAUCUAUCACCCAUGUAACAAAGAACUUCACUUCUAAUAAGUUCGCAGUUCGGAACUCUAAAGAGGAAGGGAGACUGAAUCAAACAAUUUUUUAGGACCAAGACAAAUGUUCCUAAAUCGCCAAUCCAAGACAAAAAGAGACCUCUAAAAAGGGGAUACAGAGGAGGGAGAAAAAUGCAGAAAAGAGAAUAAAGUGGUAAAACUGGUAGGAAUUUUUAAUUUGGCCAAUAUUCCUUUAACAUUAGAUCAAAUAAAGGUCUGAAAUAUGCACCAGCUAUUAAGUCUGACACUUUCAAAAACUUUUUAGAUGUUCAAAAAUUUAUAAAUCCAACAAAACUUUGACUUUUAAAUCCAACCAAAAAUGCAGUUACAGAACGGAAUUCAUUUAAUUGUCCAAUUAUUUUUAAUUCUAGUAGUCAAUCAAAACUUGUAAAGAAAAGUAUAAACCAACAUUGGCAUCUCUCGAAACAGGAUCCCCAUUUACCGGCACUUUUACCAGAUAAACCAAGAAUAGUUUUUAGAGGUGCCCCCACAAUUAAAACUAAAUUAGUUAAGAGUUUUUGACCACCAAACCAGAGACACUUUUUUUUUUUCACAAAAAGGCUUUUUUAAAGUGUGGUAGCUGCACUGUACGUGUGUUAAAUGAAUGAUUAGUGGACUCUUGAUUUCUACGAUCUUUUUAUGACAAUUUCUAAUUUUAGCAGAUGCUGGUGUACAGACGAACUAUAUUACAAGGGCAAUUUUGAGCAGCUUUUCCACAUUUGGACAGUGUAGUAUCAUUAAGACACAGUGCUGCAGGCUCCUGCUGUAGUAACCAAGGCCCUCAGGGACCCAACUCAUGUUGAUGCUUGUUUCCCACCCAGGUGGACAGUUCCUGGAGAAAGGAACGGAUACUGGAUGUACCCCUGUGCCAAGAGGACUGCGAGGACUGGUAUAAUGACUGCAAGAGGGACUAUACGUGUAAAGAUAACUGGCACGUGGGAUGGAAUUGGACAGGAGGUAAGUGCUUGACCCUGUGCUCCCUUUUCAACCUCUAGGGGUCGUAUCUGGGUGCUCCAGCAUUUAUAGGAACAUUGUUGUUGAAGAGUCCAAUACAGGCGUUACCAUAGUGAGUGAGGGUCUUGAUUUAUACAAUAGCGCCCAUUGUUGUCUCCAUGGACUUGACCAUGCUGGCGAUUUAUGUGUGGGGCCAUUGUAUUUAAUUUAAAAUCGAUAUGGAAGGAGUAAUACUACCUGAGAAGUCAGUGUUUUAUUGUCCAGUUUAGUAAUUGCGCCAUAUACAUUAAAGUCGGCUCUCUAAUUUAGCGUUUUAGACUGCUGCCUAAGGCCUUGCGGCCGCCUAAACCACCUUAGGACAGACUGUGUUGGGUCCUAGGUCAGUGACAGAAGACCCGACACCAGGAGGGUGCCCGGCGGCUUGUUCAGUAUGCCGCCAUGUGCAAGGCCCCUCCAGGCUGCCCCUGUGUGCAGAGCUACAAACCAUGUGUCUUGCGAGAUCUGGCCAAUCAGAGUGUUGCCGCGUGUUACCACAGCAACGCUUUGACUGGGUCUUGUGAGAUGCAUGGGCUGCAGCUCUGCACAACACAGCGAAGCUGCAGACUGGAUAUCCCCACCGGACCACCAGGGAGUCCACUGGAUUACCAGGGAGCCCACACUGGACGAUCAGGGAAUGACAGAAGUUAUGUAUUCCCUCCUCCCUCUCACCAUCAACUACCCCCCCUUCCUCUCAUCAACUCCCCUCGCCAUCAACUCCCCUUCCCUCUCUCGCCAUCAACUCCCCCUUUCCCUCUCGCCAUCAACCCCUUUCCUCUCAACAACUCCCCUUUUCCUCUGCCAUCAAUCCCCUUUCCCUCUCGCCAUCAACUCUCUUUUCUCUCGCCAGUAUCAACUCCCCCUUUCCUCUCGCCAUCAACCCCUUCUCUCGCUAUAUCAAUCCCCUUCUUCUCUCGCAUGACAACUCUCCCCUUUCUCAUCAACUUUCCCUUUCCUCUCAACUUUCCCUUCUUUCCUCUCCUCUCACCAUCAACUCUCCCCCUUCCUCUCUCGCCAUCAAUCCUCCCCUUCCUCUCUCGCCACAUCAACUCUCCCCUUUUCCCUCUCACAUCAACUCUCCCCCUUUCCCUCUCCUUUCCUCUCGCCAUCAACUUCCCCCUUUCCUCUCUCGCCAUCAACUCUCCCCCCUUUCCCUCUCGCCAUCAACUCCCCCCUUUCCUCUCACAUCAUCAAUCCCCCCUUUCCUCGCCAUCAACUCUCCCCUUUCCCUCUCGCCAUCAACCCCUUUCCUCUCUCUCGCUAUAUCAACUCCCCUCUUCCUCCUCUCGCCAUCAACUCUCUUCCCUCUCGCCAUCACCCCCACGUAUUUGCCUUGCUUCAUAAUAUCAAUAUCCUUUUAUAAAACCAGGAAAAGGUGGGCAUUUAUAGUGAGCUGAUUCGGUGGUGCAAUGGGCCACUUGACUGGAUUUGCCCCCCAGGCCUAAGGCUGCCAGCCCUCCCCUGCAUCACAUGAUGUAAAUCACAAGGUGUGACGUAAGAGAAAAUGCUGUAAAAUCACCAAAAAACUACUUAGUUUGAUUCUGCUGUAUAGAUGGAUUGCCCCCAUGUCGCCCAGUGUCUGUCCCCUGGUCUCCCAGUGCCACCAGGUUUGUGUCCUUAUGUAUCAGUGUCUCAUGCCUCAUGUCUCCCAGUGUGUCUUAUCUCCUCACGUCUCCCAGGGGCUGCUUGUCUCUCUAGGACACCGGGGGACACUGGGACACAGACACUUGGGACAUCGGGACACUAGAUUAAAAUGUACAAACCAAAAUAAAAACUUGUUGGUAAUGUUGAUCUGGUGAAGCUUUUUUUACUAAUUCACCACUGUGGGAUAAAACUUGAAACUGUGUAAUUAGAUGGAAUUUACUGUUUUUUCAUGCCAACUAGAUAAGCUUUAAUAACAAAAGAUAUUGUCUAAUAUAUGGGUAAAUUUAUUUUCCAACAGGGAUUAAUAAGUGUCCGGAGGGCUCGCAAUGCAGAACAAUUGGUGACGUGUAUGGAAGCGCAAGCAAUUUUUGUGAGACAGUCUGGAGCAAUUCCUACAAGUACACCACCCACAAACGUGGCAGUGGGCAAUGUCUCCAGGUCUGGUUCAAUGUCACGGAUGGGAAUCCAAAUGUGAAGGUAGCAGAGUAUUAUGCAAAGCUCCGGGGUGGUGCCAACGUGCCACAAGUUGGCUUGCUCCUUCUGGUUUCUCUCACUGCCAUGGGGAUCUUAAACUUUGAUUGACUUUACUAUUUUACCUGCAAAAAACUUUAAUCUACUUCUCGAUCCAACCAGACAGAGCCUACUGAAAAUUCCCCAGAAUUCCAGAUACCUUGCCAGAGGUUGCACCCAAUACGGUCUUUAAAACGGAUCUAUAAACCAAACGUCAUACCAUAUCAGAGGCUCUAUGUAAUACUGUCUCCAAUAUGGACCUUGAAACCAAACCUCAUACCAUAUCAGACACUGUACCCAAUACUGUCUCCAAUCUGGUUCCAGAAACCAAGUCUUGUACCAUAUCACAGAUUCUAUGCAAUACUGUCUCCAAUAUGGACCUAGAAACCAAAUCUUGUACCAUGUCAGAGGUCUACCGAAUACUGUAUUCCAUAUGGACGUUGAAUCCACAUCUGUAGUUAUCUUUUUAUCACGUCAGACGUAUCCAACGUAAGCUUAGAAACCAAUUUUCCAAUGAUUCAGCUUAAUUCUUCUCCUCCUAUUUAUUCUUUAUGAACAUGAUAUAGUGUGCAAUGUAUCCAAGUAUGGGUGUGAGAUCAAUGGUUUGAAUCUAUUUCUCCUUGUAAUGUACAGGCCGAGGGUACCCCUUCCUCAGUCCUGACCUCCCUUACAGCUCUGACGUGUGUGUUUUAAUCUGCUAAGGUGUGUAUUGAUGAUUUAUUGGGUUCUGAUCUCCUGCACCCUGUCUAGUUCCUGCAGAGAUGAAUGAGGUGUGUGUGUGUGUUUGCUACUAUUGCUCACUCUGCUAUGAUGGGGCCAGGGUUGUACUGUUUGUGGCCAGCAGAGGGAGCUGGAGCACCACAGUCUGGAUGACCGGUUUUUCUCUGGGUUAUAAAACCAAAUAAAGAUUUAGUGUGAAGAAA